Molecule: messenger RNA, 1825 nt
Organism: Capsicum annuum
Lineage: Eukaryota; Viridiplantae; Streptophyta; Magnoliopsida; Solanales; Solanaceae
Product: serine carboxypeptidase-like
Exons: 8
Coding region: 136-1653 (505 amino acids)
Biological process (GO): proteolysis
Cellular component (GO): vacuole
Molecular function (GO): serine-type carboxypeptidase activity
Source: RefSeq, a predicted model, not a curated record
CUUCCCUCUCACUUUCACAAACACUUAUAAUAAAAAAAUAAAUAAAUAAAUAACAAAAAUCCAUUUCACACUCACAUUCCCUCCUUAUAAAUAUAUCUCAAAAACUUUCAAAUAUUCUUCAUUCAAAUAAACAAAAUGUCUUCGUCUUCAUUCUCUCUUCUCUUUAUUGCUAUAUUUCUUGUUUCAUUUUCACAAAUAUCUCUUUCAUUAUCAUCCAAAUUUUUCUUACCUUCUCAUAAUGAUAAUGUUGAACAUGUCAUUAGUCCAAAAAAAUUUCCAAUUACUAUGGCUGAAAAAUUCAUUAGGCAACUUAAUUUAUUCCCUAAACAUGAUAUUAAUAUUGUUUCUUCAAAGGAAAAUAUUUUCAAUAAUUAUGAGGAGAAAUUAUUCGAGAAGAAAUUGAAUUUAUCUUAUAUUGGUGAUUCUGGUUCUACUGUUCAAGAUUUAGGUCAUCAUGCUGGUUAUUUUCCCCUUGUACAUACUAAAUCUGCAAGGAUGUUUUAUUUUUUCUUUGAAUCAAGGAGCAACAAGAAUGAUCCAGUAGUAAUAUGGUUAACAGGAGGGCCAGGAUGUAGCAGUGAAUUGGCUUUGUUUUAUGAAAAUGGACCUUUCAAAAUUUCAGACAACAUGUCUCUUGUCUGGAAUGAUUAUGGCUGGGACAAGGUGUCAAACCUUAUAUACGUUGAUCAACCAACAGGAACUGGUUUUAGUUAUACUUCUGAUGAAAGUGACAUUCGUCAUGAUGAAACUGGUGUAAGCAAUGACCUUUAUGAUUUCUUACAGGCCUUCUUCAAAGCUCAUCCUGAGUAUGUAAAGAAUGAUUUCUACAUUACUGGAGAAUCAUAUGCUGGGCAUUAUAUUCCUGCAUUUGCUUCUUGUGUUCAUCAAGGAAAUAAAAACAAAGAAGGAAUUUACAUAAACCUCAAGGGAUUUGCCAUUGGUAAUGGACUCACCAACCCAGAAAUUCAGUACAAAGCUUACACAGACUAUGCUUUGGAUAUGAAAUUGAUCAAUCAAGACGAUUACGAUGAUAUAAACCAACUAUAUCCAAAAUGUCAACAGGAAAUUAAGCUUUGUGCAAAUGGUAGUGAAGAUGCUUGUUCGAGGGGAUUUAGAGAUUGCAUAAGCAUUUUCAACAAUAUAACGGAUAUUGCAGGCAAUAUAAAUUACUAUGAUAUCCGGAAGACUUGUGAGGGUAGCCAUUGCUAUGAUUUCUCGCGAAUGGAAACUUACCUCAAUGAUGCCCGAGUUAAGAAAGCUCUAGGUGUUCCCAGUGUUAUUGAUUUUGUCUCGUGUAGUUCUUCAGUUUAUCGAGCGCUGAAGACAGACUGGAUGAAGAAUCCUGAAGUCGGUAUUCCUUCACUUCUUGAGGAUGGUAUCAAUCUACUCGUUUAUGCUGGAGAGUAUGACCUUAUCUGCAACUGGCUCGGGAACUCAAAUUGGGUGCAUGCCGUAGAAUGGUCUGGACAGAAAGGCUUUGGGGCUGCACCAUCGGUUUCUUUCUCAGUAGACGAUGAGGAGAAAGGCGUUCUAAAGAACUUUGGACCUCUGACUUUCCUCAAGGUCUACGAUGCAGGUCAUAUGGUGCCGAUGGACCAACCUAAGGCAGCACUCGAAAUGCUUCAGAGGUGGACUCAAGGCAAAUUGUCCUAGACAAGUCAUCAGGAACCACACUUACUGAACAGCUUAACGAUAUUCCAGCAAUAUAAUACCAGCAAAACAUAGAAAAUCAUGUCGAUACAUUUCACCUUUUCCGGUGAAUGUUAAAUCUUCUAAGAUAUUGGAAUAAUGUUACAAGAUAUAGUGAAGCAUACUGUUUACUCUA